AUGCCGAGUGCUACAGCCAGUCCGAUAGCAGACUCUCUAACACCAGAGAAUCCACCAGACCUAUCGAAAGCGCUGCCCAAGCUUACACCUCGCCGACGACCGCGAACAGAUGAAGCAGCCUCAAUCCCACCACCUCCCACGCCACGCUUGCCGACGACUCCAGACUUGCGGUCGCACAAGUAUACAGAGCCGAGUCGAAGAAUCCUCUCUGAACGCGACCACCAGCUGUUCACAGCAUCGCCGACACACGAUCUCAUAGUCAGCUUCGUCUUCAACCUCUCCGAUGCGGUGCGCGACAGGACGGUAGCCAGUGUCGCCAAGUCGCCUGGAGCAGAGGACCCGGCGAUACUUGCACUGCUGGCAGUCCUAGACGAGGCGGAUCAGCUUCUCAAGAAGCACCCUGCCCUGGAUACUGGAUCGCGCUUUGGCAAUCCUGCUUUCCGCGACUUCUUGCUGGCGGUAGAGAAUGCAUCGCCCGAGUGGCAUAAGAGACUUGGCGUCGCAGACGACGAAGCUCAAGAGGAAGUGUCGACGUAUCUGGCGAGUUCCUUCGGCAAUGGAACGAGGAUAGACUACGGCAGUGGUCACGAACUCAACUUCAUCCUCUGGCUGUUAUGCCUUCGGCAGCUAGGCAUCGUCAAAGACAACACAUUUGCUGCGCUCACACUCGUGGUCUUUCCAAAGUAUCUACAAGUCAUGCGGGAUAUUCAAAGCACAUACUACCUCGAGCCUGCUGGAUCCCAUGGCGUCUGGGGACUCGACGAUUACCAGUUUCUGCCAUUCCUGUUUGGCGCCAGCCAGCUGGUCGAUCACAAGCAUAUCCGGCCCAUGAGCAUCCACAAUGAUCUGAUCAUUGAAGAGUGCAGCAGAGAUUAUCUCUAUCUAGACCAGAUACAGUGGGUCAAUGCAACCAAGACGGUGCAAGGACUGAGGUGGCAUUCUCCUAUGCUUGAUGAUAUAUCAUCCGCAAAGUCUUGGGCUAAGGUGGAAGGCGGCAUGAAGAAGAUGUUCCUUGCAGAGGUUCUAGGAAAGUUGCCUGUCGCACAGCACUUCUUGUUCGGGUCAUUACUGCCUGCGACCGAUGAGAUGAGCAAGGAUGCUGAACAGCGGGUGGGCGAUGAAGAUGUUGGAGAGUACGAGGUCACUGUGGACGGCAUGAAGCAUGUUCACAGUGCCAGCAGCUGGGGAGACUGCUGCGGCAUAAAGGUACCCAGCGCCGUAGGAGCGAGACAAGAGGCGCAGAAGAAUGGUCAAGGUGGACAGCUACGCAGGCUACCUUUCGACUAG
Fulvia fulva is the source of this 1287-nucleotide messenger RNA. RefSeq names its product Serine/threonine-protein phosphatase 2A activator 2. The transcript has a single exon. The record is from RefSeq and is a predicted model, not a curated record. Bases 1 to 1287 code for a protein of 428 amino acids. Gene Ontology annotation, molecular function: protein tyrosine phosphatase activator activity; peptidyl-prolyl cis-trans isomerase activity. Lineage: Eukaryota; Fungi; Ascomycota; Dothideomycetes; Mycosphaerellales; Mycosphaerellaceae. Gene Ontology annotation, cellular component: nucleus; protein phosphatase type 2A complex; cytoplasm. Gene Ontology annotation, biological process: mitotic spindle organization.